AGAGGUAACAGCAAACCGCUGGCACCAACUGAACACAAACGUCAAACUCGAGUUCCGCAUUGAAGCAGCUAGCUUCAGCUCCCAAGCCACAGAGGGAGAGAGAGAGAAGGGGGAAAGUACCAAAAUCUCUGCAGUCAGGGGAGACGACAAACCACUGACAUGACAGUAAAAACUUAUUAAUGUCAUUGACAAUUUAAAGACUUUCCUUCGGGACUCGGGAGGACGAAUUAAAUGUCGAAAGAAGCCGACUAAACUCGCGAAGACGGCAGUUUAAUUUAGCAGCGAUGAACGGCAGCCCUGCAUCGGUCCAGAUGGAUGAGGUCAGGAGGAGAGCCCAGUCCCUCCUCUCCUCCUCAGGCUCAGCGCAGGAUGUGAAGGCAGAGGUUCAGAAGAUGGCCGGCAUCCCUCUGCCUCCGUCAGAGAAGUACCUGCACUUCACAGCGGAGGCCAUGCUGAGGGAGAACACGGCGGGCUGCAGCAGACACGAGACUCAGGAGUCUCUGAGUAGACUGGUCAAGGCCUUGAGUAUCCUGGAGAAGUACGGCUGCAACCUGAUCUGUCCCGCCAGGCCCAGAUACUGGCGAAGCGUCAAGCACAACAACCCCGUCUUCAGAACCACAGUGGACGCCGUCAAGGGCGGCCGAACAGUCCUCUUUCUCUACGGUUACACCAACCAGCAGAUAGAUGGCCUCAGUUUCCCAGAUGAAGUCAGCGAACCGGAUACUGAGAAAGUCGUCGCGGUGACGCUGGAGGUCAUGACCUUACGGACGGAGGUGGACAUGCUCGUUAAGGGAACACAUCCUCACCUAGAAAACUUCAAAGAUAUCAUCCCAUAUGUCAUCCAGCAGGAGAAGCUUGUGAGUGAUGUUGUGGUUAGUCCGCCUGGAGAGGAGCAGCAUGGAGACGAGCCGCAGGUUCUGUCCCCUUCACCUAAACCCGCCCAGGCCCCCGUGCACGGACAACCUCUGAAACCAUCAACAGGUGCUCCUACAGCCAGUUAUUGCAAUUUGUGUGGUGGCACUGUGUCUCUGCUUUGCCCGUCUUGUGACAAUAAACCUUUCUGCGAUGCAUGUGAUGACCUCUUCCACCGCCACCCUUCCAGAGCCAAUCACAAGAGAGACAAAAUACCCAACACCAAACAAGAGACCUGCACCAUCUGUGGUCUCUCCGCUGUGCAUGCUCAGUGCUCCACAUGUGUCCAGAAGUUGUGUCAGAAGUGCGACAGGCUCUUCCACUCUCACCCCGACCGAAAAGGCCAUACCCGAACUGUUAUCACACCGGCUAAAACAUCAAGUCCAUCUCUGUCACCUUGGCAAUGCGCUCAUUGCACCACGGUGAACGAGAUGCGAGCCGUACUCUGUACGACCUGUGAACGGCCUCGACUCGCCACGGCUGCCGCUACCGCUCAAGAGAGCCCGCUGUCGGUCCCUACAUCACCGAACACAGAGUGGCAGUGUAAGAGCUGCACAGUUAUGAAUCAAGGCAGCAGCAUCCUCUGUGAGGUGUGUGAGCGCCCUCGUCUGGCCACUCGUCCGCCUGUCGCCCCGGUUCUGUCCAGCCCAGGAUCUCUGUCUGAUGCUGAAGCAAAGUGGACCUGCCAGUUCUGCACUUACGUCAACACAAAGCCCACCGUGAUGUGUGAGAUGUGCAACCUGUCCUGUAAAGACUCUGCUGGAGUUUCUCUUCCCGGGUCUCUCCUGCAGACUCCGUCCGUCACCAAGUAUCAACCUCAGCCCGGCGUGAAGCCUCAACCGAUGCCCAGAGUCAACCUGGAGCUGAAGAGACAGAAGAUGAUGAGGGAGGACGGACUCACCCUCAUCCACCAGAUCAGAGAAGCAGAAAAGCGCGGCGUCAGCCCCGAGGAAGUGUACGCCGCUCUCUGCACAUGCGGCGGCAGCAACACCAACCCCUGCGACUGGCUGACGUCAGAGCUCCCGCUCCUGCUGGAUGAAAUCUGCGCCAUGGCGGCGUCUGUCCAGCUAAACUACAAAGCGGGAGAUUCCGAGAUACAGCCGACGGCGGCGGAGAGAGAGGGAGAGGAGCAGGAGCAGAGCGGUCCGGUCGUCGCCGGCGAAGGUGGGAAGCUGUCCAGAGCGGAGGCCAAGCUGGCGUGGCUGGCAGCGGGAGGCGACACCGACAGAGCAGUGAGACAGCUGCUGAGAGAUCGACAGGUCAAGAUGAGGGAGCUUCACUCUCUGGGCUUCAGAGACGUUUCCCAGUGUGAGGAAGCCCUGCGGCAGAGCGGAGGAGAGGUGAAGGGGGCUUUGUCUCAUCUUCAGCGCCCUCUCCUAGAGCCCUUCCACCAGCGCAUCUGGACCGACCAGCCUGAGCCGCCGAUCGAUCCCAAAAAUCCAGACAAACAGAGGAUGUGCCGGCGUCUGCUUGCACUGUACGACCUGCCCAGCUGGGGGCGCUGCGAGCUCAUCCUGUCGUUGCUCCAAGAACCGGGCGUCACUUACUCCCUGGAAGACGUAGUGCAAGCCGUCAAAGAGUCGCACGACAAAGACUUCAUCAGGCGUCUCCUUAACAACGAGUGCCCCUGCUGUCUGAGCAUCUUCCCCCGCAGCAAGAUGCAGUCGCUGACUUCCUGUCAGUGCUCCGUGUGCCACGAGUGUUUCGGCCAACACUUCACCAUCGCCGUGCGGGACAAGCACAUCAGAGACAUGGUCUGUCCCGUCUGCAGCGAACCGGAUAUCAACGACCCCGAACAACUGGACAGCUACUUCUCCACGCUGGACAUACAGCUGCGGGACUGCUUGGAGCUGGACGUGUACGAGCUGUUUCAUAAGAAGCUGACGGAGCACGCGCUGAUGAAGGACCCCAAGUUCCUGUGGUGCUGUCAUUGCACCUCCGGGUUUAUCAAUGAAGGAGACCAGCUGAAGGUCACCUGUCUGUCCUGCCACAAGAGUUUUUGCGCUCAGUGCAAGAAACCUUGGGAGCCGCAGCACCAGGAUCUGUCCUGCGAGCAGUUCCAGCAGUGGAAGAGAGAGAACGAUCCGGAGUACCAGCGGCAGGGCCUGGCGGGUUACCUGAGAGACAACGGCAUCACUUGUCCUCACUGCCGCUUCCCGUACGCGCUGACGAAAGGCGGCUGCAUGCACUUCACCUGCUCUCAGUGCAGGUACGAGUUCUGCAGCGGCUGCAACAACCCCUAUCACAAGACUGGAUGUAAGACGGCUCAGUGUAACUACCCCGGCCUGCACGCUCAUCAUCCUCGUGACUGUCUCUUCUAUCUCAGAGACUGGGAGCCCAACAGACUGCAGGACCUGCUGCAGCGGAGCGGCGUAGAGUUCAACACAGAUGCUUCUAAUGGAACACAGACUGAUGCUUGUGGUGUGAUGGAGCAGAAAGAUGAAGGAGGUCAGCAGACUGAUUCACCGUGUGGUAUCCAAACACAGCCGGGACAAGCUGGACUCUGCGAGAAGCACUACAGGGAGUACCUGGUCAGUCUGAUUAACGCUCACUCCGUGGACCCCGCUCCGCUCUACGACGCCCAGGAGCUGACCCGAGCCUGCGAGAGAUACCAGGUGGACACUCAGAGAGGAGAGAACGAGGACGACAACACUUACCACGCUCGACUGCUCACGAGACUGAUGGAGGUUCCUCUUGGAGAAAAAGUUCCUCGAAACAAAUAAAGACUCCUGAACGUAGCGCAGAAAUCAACCUGAAACAUCCAGAGAGAGAUGUGAUGAUGGAGAAUUUAUACACACGGAGGAUUUUGAACAGCAAGAAUUUAAAUGAUGUGCCGUAUUUGGUUUGCAGCUCUGACCAAUCACAGACUGCUGUGUCUGAUAUUAAAAAAAAACACAUUUACAUGGCCUGUUCUCACAGUUGAAGGUUAAUGUUUUAUGUUCCUGUUGAUCAUAAAGAAACAGAUUUUAAAGAGAGAAGAAGAAGAAGCUGUUGGAAAGGAAUUACCUGCUUCUUUGUGAUUUUCUACUCAGUUUAUCUCAAGACAGUUUUUUGCAAAAUGUUGUAAGUACAUCUGAUGUUUUCUGUCUUCAAAAAGCAACUUAUUUAUGGUGACUGAGGUUUGAAUAUCGAUCUCUUAUACCUGAAUGAAGAAAGGCUCUUUUUUAUAAGCUGGCUGGAGGCUCAGAGGUUUUCAGAGAACUAUUUUGGAGAUGUAUGUUAAGUAUCUGUGUCAUAACGUCGGAGGAUAUUAAAGAAUUAUUUACUAUCUAAAUAAAGUGCUGAUAUUUUGAGAGUUGAGGCCUUUGUUGAAAGUUUAUUCUAUCAGAGUUUUGUUUUUCUGUGCUGCUUUAUUUUUGAUGGAGAAAUGAGAAAUAAACUUAAUUAAUAAAUAA
This is a messenger RNA of Thunnus maccoyii (southern bluefin tuna), 4307 nucleotides long. RefSeq names its product E3 ubiquitin-protein ligase RNF31-like. The record is from RefSeq and is a predicted model, not a curated record. Gene Ontology annotation, molecular function: K48-linked polyubiquitin modification-dependent protein binding; linear polyubiquitin binding; ubiquitin protein ligase activity. Bases 285 to 3635 code for a protein of 1116 amino acids. NCBI's taxonomy places the organism in Eukaryota, Metazoa, Chordata, Actinopteri, Scombriformes, Scombridae. Gene Ontology annotation, biological process: protein linear polyubiquitination. Gene Ontology annotation, cellular component: LUBAC complex. The transcript has 24 exons.